AUGAACGGCAUGAUGCAACCACAAAUUAUAUUACUAAAGGAAGGCACGGAUACAAGUCAGGGCAAGGCCCAACUCAUUAGCAACAUUAAUGCCUGUCAAGCCGUAAUGGAGGCUGUGCGGACGACGCUUGGACCGCGUGGCAUGGAUAAACUUAUCCAUGCAGGUGGAAAGACGACCAUCUCCAACGACGGAGCUACUAUCAUGAACCUACUGGACGUGGUGCACCCGGCGGCCAAGACGCUCGUGGAUAUCUCGCUCUCUCAAGACGCAGAGGUUGGCGAUGGCACUACGUCCGUCGUUCUCCUUGGUGCUGAGUUUAUGCGUCAGGCUAAACCCUUUAUCGAGGAAAAUAUGCAUCCGCAGAUGAUCAUUAAGAGCUUCCGGAAGGCGGGACAGCUGGCCGUGCAGAAGAUCAAAGAGAUUGAGAUUCGUGUGGCCGAAUCGGACGAAAUUGGUCGUCGUCAGAUGCUCGAGCGUGUUGGUGGAACGGCUCUCAAUUCAAAGCUCAUUUCAAGCCACAAACACUUCUUCUCUCCAAUGAUUGUCGAUGCGGUGUUAAGUCUGGAUGAUGGACUGGACAUUAGUAUGGUCGGCAUCAAGAAGGUACCGGGCGGUUCAGUGACUGAUUCCUUUUUAGUAAAAGGCGUCGCGUUCAAAAAGACGUUUUCGUAUGCCGGUUUCGAGCAACAGCCCAAGAGUUUUGUAAACCCAAAGAUUUUGCUGCUGAACGUUGAACUGGAGCUAAAGUCAGAGAAGGAAAACGCUGAAGUGCGUCUGGACGACCCUUCUAAGUACCAGUCUAUCGUGGACGCUGAGUGGAAUAUUAUCUAUGAGAAACUGGAUCUGUGCGUACAAAGCGGCGCCCAAAUUAUUCUCUCUAAGCUGCCUGUGGGUGACCUAGCGACGCAGUACUUUGCCGACCGCGGCCUCUUUUGCGCAGGACGUGUUGGUCAGGACGACAUGGAACGUACGCAACGUGCCACUGGUGGAGUGGUGCAGACGUCGGUUCAUGAUAUGAACGUUUCGGUGCUCGGCUCAUGUGGCCGCUUCGAGGAGCGUCAAGUUGGCAAUGAGCGAUACAACAUCUUUAUGGAGUGCGCUGAGGCGAAAAGCUCCACCAUCGUGCUGCGUGGUGGUGCUGAGCAGUUUAUCGAGGAGGCUCAUCGGUCUGUGCACGAUGCGCUGAUGGUCGUGAAGCGCGCCGUAGCUUCGUCAACGGUGGUGGCUGGUGGUGGUGCCAUUGAAAUGGAAGUCUCGCGCUAUCUGCGCCAGUAUGCGCGUACUAUCGAGGGCAAGGCACAGUUGCUGGUAAACGCUUACGCCAAGGCAUUCGAGAUCAUCCCCCGCCAGAUCGCAGAGAACGCCGGCCACGACGCGACUGAUAUUUUGAACCGUUUGCGCCAAAAGCACUUUAAGGAUCCCGAAGAAGGCAAGUGGUUUGGCGUCGAUAUCACCACAGGCGGCAUCUGUGACACGUACGAGUCGCACGUGUGGGAACCUGCUGCUAACAAGAUUAACUCGAUUGCGGCAGCAACGGAGGCUGCAUGCCUCAUUCUGUCAGUGGACGAGACUGUGCGCAACCCAAAGUCGGAGCAGCCGCAAGCUGGCUCUGGUGGCGGUGCGCCAAUGAGCGCCGCCAUGGGCGGUCAGGGCAUGCGUGGCAUGAUGGGGGGAGGCCGGGGAGGCCCUAGCGGUAUGGGCCGCGGCGUGCGCGCUCUCCGCGGCAAGGGUGGUGCAUAA
This is a messenger RNA of Peronospora farinosa, 1740 nucleotides long. The record is from the annotation of a GenBank genome assembly. NCBI's taxonomy places the organism in Eukaryota, Oomycota, Peronosporomycetes, Peronosporales, Peronosporaceae.